AUGUCUGAAUUGGUAAGUAAUCCGGCUGUUCAAUCGGCCGAUUUAUUGGUACCUAGACCGAUGAUCUCUAGGCCAUAUGUUUGGCCUUUUGCCAUCAUAUAUCCAAUCUUUUUACAAGUUUAUACUCAACACUACGACAAGUAUAUUGGGGGAUCUGAGUGGACGUUUGUAUACUUAAUUGCUAUUUGCUCGUUGAAUAUGUUAUUCUGGUUGAUGCCUCACUGGAAUAUUGAUGUUAAUGGCAAAUUCAACUAUCUGCCUGUGAAAACAAUUAGCGAAGCUACGCAUAUUAAGAUUGUUCCAGCUCCAAACAGUGGAGUUGGUGAAAUUUGCGAAAUACUUAGGGAACAAUUCCAUGAUGGUGAAAAACAAGUCAGUUUCUUGUAUCAAAAGAGACGUCAUUUGUACCAUCCAGAAUUAGAUCAUUUUUCACCACCUGAAUUCGUUUUUGAUCAAUCUCCAAAAUUGACGGUUUUUCAAACUUCGAAGGGUUUGAAGGGAGAUUUAGAAAAAGUUCAAAGAAACUUUGGCGAAAACAAGUUUGAUAUUCCAAUUCCAACCUUCUUGGAGUUGUUCAAGGAACAUGCAGUUGCCCCAUUUUUUGUCUUCCAGAUCUUCUGUGUUGCCUUAUGGUGUAUGGAUGAGCAAUGGUAUUAUUCGUUAUUCAGUUUGUUUAUGUUGGUUUCUUUCGAAAUGACUACAGUUUUCCAAAGAAGAACCACAAUGUCCGAAUUUCAGAGUAUGGGUAUUAAACCUUACUCAAUUUAUGCCUACAGAGACUUGAAAUGGAAGCAAUUACAAACAACCGAAUUGUUACCUGGUGACUUGGUUUCCAUCACUAGAACUAGUGAGGAAAGUGCUAUUCCUUGUGAUUUGCUUUUGGUUGAUGGUUCUUGUAUCGUCAAUGAAGCUAUGUUGUCUGGUGAAUCUACGCCAUUAUUGAAAGAAUCUAUUAAAUUAAGACCAUCGGAUGAAGCCUUGAAUGUUGAAGGGUUUGACAAGAACUCCUUAUUACAUGGUGGUACCAUGGCAUUGCAAGUUACUAAGCCUGAAAGCCCUAUUGUUCCCUUAGCUCCAGAUAGUGGUGCUUUGGCUAUUGUGGCUAAGACUGGGUUUGAAACGUCUCAAGGUUCAUUGGUGCGUAUGAUGAUUUUCUCUAGUGAAAGAGUCUCUGUUGGAAAUAAAGAAGCAUUCUUCUUUAUUUUAUUCUUGUUAGUAUUCGCCAUUGCUGCUUCGUGGUAUGUUUGGGUUGAAGGUACUAAAAUGGGUCGUAUUCAAUCGAAAUUAAUUUUGGACUGUAUCAUUGUCAUCACUUCUGUUGUACCACCUGAGUUGCCAAUGGAAUUGACCAUGGCCGUUAAUGCCUCUUUAAGUGCUUUACAAAAGUAUUAUAUUUAUUGUACUGAACCAUUUAGGAUUCCUUUAGCAGGUAGAAUUGAUGUUUGCUGUUUUGAUAAGACCGGUACUUUAACAGCUGAAGAUUUAGUAUUUGAAGGGUUAGCAGGCUUCCACCCAAAUGAUAUUCAUCAUUUGUAUAGCUGUUCUGAAGCUCCUGAAGCCACUUCUUGGGUUUUAGGGUCUGCUCAUGCUCUUGUGAAGUUAGAUGAUGGUGAUGUUGUUGGUGAUCCAAUGGAACAAGCUACUUUAAAAGCAGCACACUGGACUGUUGGUGCUAAGGACUCAGUUGAAAGAACAAAGGAAAAUGGCAAGGUCGAAAAAAUUAAAAUUAUGCGUCGUUUCCAAUUCUCUUCAGCUUUGAAGAGAUCUUCAUCGAUAUCCUCUGUGAACACUUUACAGAAUCAAUUAUUAGUAUCUGCUAAAGGUGCACCAGAAACUAUUCGCCAUAUGUUGAUCGAUGCGCCAGAAAAUUAUGAAGAAAUUUACAAGUCGUUUACAAGAUCAGGUUCGCGUGUUUUAGCCUUAGGUUAUAAAUACUUAGAUCAAAGUGUCAAGGUACUUAAAGUUGAUAGAAAAGAUGUUGAAUCCAAGUUACAUUUCGCUGGUUUUAUUGUUUUCCAUUGUCCUUUGAAAGAUGAUGCCGUCGAAACAAUUAAAAUGUUGAAUGAAUCAUCCCAUCGUUGUAUUAUGAUUACAGGUGAUAAUCCAUUAACUGCUUGCCACGUUGCAAAGGAAGUUCAAAUUACUGAAAAGGAUGUAUUGAUUUUAGAUGAACCUGAAGAGCAUCAUAAUGUGAAAAGUGAAAAUUUAGUCUGGAGAAAUAUUAAUGAAACUGUUAUAAUUCCAUUUGACAGUGCUAAUAAAAUUGAUAGUAAGUUAUUUGAGAAAUAUGAUAUUUGUGUUACUGGUUAUGCUUUAGGUCACUUAUCAGAACAUGACCAAAUCUUGGAAUUAUUGAAACAUACCUGGAUUUACGCCAGAGUUUCACCAGCGCAGAAAGAAUUUAUCUUAACUUCUUACAAAGAAGCUGGUUAUAGCACUUUGAUGUGUGGUGAUGGUACAAAUGAUGUUGGUGCUUUGAAACAAGCUCAUAUUGGUGUUGCCUUGUUAAAUGGUACUGAAGCUGGUUUGAAAAAGAUGGCUGAGAACAGAAGAAUUGAAGCCACUCAAAAGGUUUAUGAAAAACAGGUUAAGUUACUCGUUAGCUGGGGCAAACCUGCACCACCUGUUCCUCCGUUAAUUGCUCAUUUAUAUCCACCGGGACCUCUUAAUCCAAAAUAUUUGGAAGCUAUGGAAAAGAAAGGUAUUGAAAUUACUGAUGAUAUGAAAAAGGCUGUCGAGGCUGCUAACUCGACAGGCGGAACUGGCUCGCAAUCGAAAGCAACAAAUGAUGUAUUUGCAGAUACAGUCAUGAGUGCUAUGAAUGAAGCUGAAACUGGAGAUGAAGUUCCAACAUUGAAGUUAGGUGACGCGUCAGUUGCUGCACCAUUUACUUCGAAGUUGGCAAACGUUUCUACUGUGACACAUAUUAUUCGUCAAGGUCGUUGUGCAUUGGUCUCGACUAUUCAAAUGUAUAAGAUUUUGGCUUUGAACUGUUUGAUUUCGGCCUACUCGUUGUCAGUUUUAUAUUUGGCAGGGAUUAAGUUCGGUGAUGGACAAGCCACUGUUUCAGGUAUUUUGCUUUCUGUUUGUUUCUUGUCCAUUUCUCGUGGUAAGCCAAUUGAAAAGCUUUCGAAGGAAAGACCUCAAAACGGUAUCUUCAACACGUACAUUAUGGGAUCUAUUUUAGGUCAGUUUGCAGUUCACAUUAUUACUUUGAUUUAUAUUACCAGGGAAAUUUACAUUUUAGAACCUAGAGAGCCUCAAGUUGAUUUGGAAAAGGAAUUCUCACCAUCCUUAUUGAAUACCGGUAUGUUUUUGUUACAAUUAGCGCAGCAAGUUUCUACCUUUGCUGUCAAUUACCAAGGAUUGCCAUUUAGAGAAAGUAUCAAGGAUAACAAGGGAAUGUAUUAUGGUUUAUUAGGUGUCGCUGCUUUAGCUAUUGCCGGUUCAACUGAAUUCUUCCCAGAAUUAAACGAAGCUAUGAAAUUCGUUAAAAUGGAUUCAUUAUUCAAAGUGAAAUUAACAACAUGUAUCUUGUUGGAUUUGGGGGUUACAUGGUCUAUUGAGUUAACCUUGAAGCACUUCUUUAUGAAUCACCAUGCUGCUGACAUUGCAGUCAGAGAUUAG
This is a messenger RNA of Debaryomyces fabryi, 3627 nucleotides long. It is a transcript of the gene SPF1, whose product is annotated as ion-transporting P-type ATPase. The transcript has a single exon. Gene Ontology annotation, molecular function: ATP hydrolysis activity; P-type ion transporter activity; ATP binding. Gene Ontology annotation, biological process: intracellular calcium ion homeostasis. The record is from RefSeq and is a predicted model, not a curated record. Gene Ontology annotation, cellular component: endoplasmic reticulum membrane. The coding region runs from base 1 to 3627 and encodes 1208 amino acids. Lineage: Eukaryota; Fungi; Ascomycota; Pichiomycetes; Serinales; Debaryomycetaceae.